Molecule: messenger RNA, 382 nt
Organism: Ambispora leptoticha
Lineage: Eukaryota; Fungi; Glomeromycota; Glomeromycetes; Archaeosporales; Ambisporaceae
Source: the annotation of a GenBank genome assembly
AUGUCUACACUAUUUCAGGAAAAAUUGCACCCAGCUUUUCUAUGGGGAGCAUGGAGUAGGCUGUUUACAACACCUACGAGCUACCGUCUUGGUGACGCCCUUGUAUGUGCAACCCUUCUCCUCUUGGAGAAGCCGGUUGGUAACGCCAAUUGCCCUUCCACAACUCUAACUUCCCCACGUUUACUUCAGAAUGUAUCCAAGAUAGCUGGUUGUUAUACCGAUGAUGUAAAGGGCGCAUCCAUGGUUAUUAACAGCUACCUCCGUAAAGAAAGAGAUGAGGCGAGACAGAAGCGGGUCCUCAAGGACCAGCAUAAUGGGUUACGCUUCCGUGAUGUGAGACGUAUCCAUGCCUCAUUUAUUAGGGAAGCUGGUAAUUUCGCUA